GACCUGCCACUCAACAUCUCGCGUGAGACGCUGCAGCAGAACAAGAUUCUCAAGGUCAUCCGCAAGAACGUUGUCAAGAAGACGCUCGAGAUGAUCUCGGAGAUUGCCGAGGACAAGGACAACUUUGCCAAGUUCUACGAGGCGUUUGGCAAGAACCUCAAGCUCGGCAUUCACGAGGAUGCCACGAACCGUGCCAAGCUCGCCGAGUUCCUGCGCUUCCACUCGACCAAGUCGGGCGACGAGAUGACGUCGCUCAAGGACUACAUCACGCGCAUGCCCCAAGACGGCAAGAACAACCAGAUCUUCUACCUCACCGGCGAGUCGCUCGCCUCGAUCCGCGACUCGCCCUUCUUGGAGCGUUUGAAGAAGAAGGGUCUCGAGGUGCUCCUCAUGGUCGACCCCAUUGACGAGUACGCCGUGACCCAGCUCAAGGAGUUUGAAGGCAAGAAGCUCGUCUGCGUCUCCAAGGAGGGUCUCGAGCUCGAAGAGUCGGACGACGAGAAGAAGCAGCGCGAGGAGGACACCAAGAACUGCGAGGACCUCUGCAAGAACGUCAAGGAGAUCCUUGGCGACAAGGUCGAAAAGGUGGUGGUCUCGAACCGUAUCGUCGGCUCGCCCUGUGUUUUGGUCACCAACACCUUUGGUUGGUCGGCCAACAUGGAGCGUAUCAUGAAGGCGCAGGCGCUCCGCGACUCGAGCAUGUCGCAGUACAUGGCUGCUAAGAAGACGCUCGAGCUGAACCCGUCGAACCCGAUCGUCAAGGAGCUCGCUGCCAAGUCGAGCUCGGACAAGAACGACUCUACCGUCCGUGACCUCACCGUUCUCCUCUACGAAACAGCUCUGCUCACCUCGGGCUUCACUCUCGAGCAGCCACACGACUUUGCCAGCCGUCUGUACAAGCUCAUCUCGCUUGGUCUCUCGAUCGAUGACGUUGGCGUCGAUGCCGGUGCUGCCGAUGACAAGGCUGAACCUACUCCCGAGGAAGUAGCUGGUGCCUCGGCUAUGGAGUCGAUCGACUAA
Molecule: messenger RNA, 1020 nt
Organism: Mycosarcoma maydis (corn smut)
Lineage: Eukaryota; Fungi; Basidiomycota; Ustilaginomycetes; Ustilaginales
Product: putative heat shock protein 80
Exons: 1
Biological process (GO): protein folding; cellular response to heat; protein stabilization
Cellular component (GO): protein-containing complex; plasma membrane; perinuclear region of cytoplasm
Molecular function (GO): ATP hydrolysis activity; ATP-dependent protein folding chaperone; ATP binding
Source: RefSeq, a predicted model, not a curated record